Molecule: messenger RNA, 3300 nt
Organism: Brienomyrus brachyistius
Lineage: Eukaryota; Metazoa; Chordata; Actinopteri; Osteoglossiformes; Mormyridae
Gene: afg1la
Product: AFG1 like ATPase a
Exons: 13
Coding region: 191-1399 (402 amino acids)
Cellular component (GO): cytoplasm; mitochondrion
Molecular function (GO): ATP hydrolysis activity; ATP binding
Source: RefSeq, a predicted model, not a curated record
UUGUACGGCUGUGCCUGUGAGAGAGGCAUCUGAGCGAGAGAGAGAGGGCAUCCACAUUUCAUGUGCAGAAGAUGAAUGCAGGCAUACAACUGCAGGCUACAUAGUACAAGUGGCAAGUGUACCCGCGCACACAGAUGACACCCUUAAAUACAGGCAAACCAGUGAUUUCAGCGGACCAUUGCAACAUUAUAUGAGUCUCGUUCGGGAUGGGACUCUCAGGGAGGACCAGCAGCAAAAAGCAGUGCUUGAACGGCUUGAUCAAAUGCACAGCGUGCUGAAAACGUACAGCAACAGCCCUACGUCAUUUCUGUCAAAGUUUUUCUCAAAGCCCAAACCCCCAAAAGGCUUCUACAUCUACGGUGAUGUUGGUACUGGGAAAACUAUGGUUAUGGACAUGUUCUUCUUGCAUGCAGAGAGUGAAAAGAAACAGCGGGUUCAUUUUCAUGGGUUCAUGCUGGAUGUACACAAAAGGAUACAUCGACUAAAGCAAAGCUUGCCGAAGAGGAAGGCAGGCAAAAUGGCCAAAUCCUACGACCCAAUCGCACCCAUUGCCAUGGAAAUCAGUGAAGAAACCAGCCUCUUGUGCUUUGAUGAGUUUCAGGUGACAGACAUUGCAGAUGCCAUGAUUUUGAAACAACUUUUUGAGAACCUGUUCAUGAACGGGGUGGUUGUGGUGGCCACAUCUAACCGUCCUCCAGAAGACCUGUAUAAAAAUGGCCUACAGAGGGUUAAUUUUGUGCCUUUCAUCGCUGUGUUGAAGGAACAUUGCCACACGCUGCGCUUGGACUCCGGGAUUGACUACCGGAAAAGCAAUCAGCCAGCUGCUGGAAAAUUAUUCUACCUUGCCAGCGAAGCUGACGUGGAGGCAAUGGUGGACAGGCUGUUUGACGAGCUGGCACAGAAGCAGAACGACAUUACUCGACCGCGAACGCUGAACAUCCAGGGCAGGAAGUUGAGGCUGGGCAAAGCCUGCGGGACCAUUGCAGACUGCACCUUUGAGGAGCUCUGCGACAGGCCGUUGGGUGCUAUUGACUAUCUGGAGAUAUCCAGGUUGUUUGACACAGUCUUCAUACGCCACAUUCCCCUCCUGACGUUGCACAAGAAGACCCAAGCUAGACGCUUCAUAACCCUCAUCGACACCCUCUACGAGCAUAAGGUGCGGGUGGUGAUUCUGGCAGAGACGCCCCUGGAGAGCAUAUUUGUUCACGACCAGCACAAUCAUGACGACGAGCAUCACAGGAUUCUCAUGGAUGAUCUGGGAUUGACUAGGGAUGCCGCCAAAGACCUGGCCAUCUUCAGCGGGGAAGAGGAGGUCUUUGCUUUCCAGAGGACCGUGUCACGUCUCACGGAGAUGCAGACGGAGAAAUACUGGAGCGAAGGAGAGAGGAAGACCACGUAGCGAAUGGCUUAAAUCUCAACAAGUGUCUUCAAGUAAAACGAUUCAGUGGGACAAAGCGUUCAGUCUGCGCGCAAUAUACACAAACUGGUCCAUAAUCGGACCUUUACUUGACAUGAAUUUUACUUGACCGCUGCACUUUGACCUAUAUGCACACAUGUACGGAUGAUUGUAUUACAUUUUAAAAGCUGCCGUUGAUCAGUUUUUGACCAUAUUGUAUAUGGGGACGAUACCUGAUAUGUAUUUGAUUAUGUUAAAUGAUUAUUAACUUUUCAUGGUGGCUGGGAAGAGGUUUGUUGUUCUCCUUAAGGAGGGGAACAUUUGCAAUGAUUUGAAAUGUUAUUGGAAGGACGGUAUGGAGGAUAUAUUUAGGUAGCUAUUGACUCUCACCUCCAGCUUUGGAGGUUUAGUAUACUUGUCCCCUGAUCUGAGCAUAUGGACGUGCAUGUUCUCCCAGUGUUGCAUGGCUUUUCGUGGGAUUUCAUCCUGCAGUCCAAUGUUGUGACUGAUAGUUUUGUAGUGCAGUAUAUAGUGAAUGAAAUUUAUAGGUGGGAAUUCUAACAGCACUACAUAAUGGCCAAUUCACUAUAUAGGGGACUAUAUGGUGGGUGAGUGGGAAUUUCGAACACAGCCUAAACUGUGGCCAUACUGUGUGUGUGUGUGUGUGUGUGUGAGUGGGUAUACCUAUCCUUAUGGGGACACAAUGUCCCCAUAACGUGAUAAAUAUUUUUUUCCCUUAUGGGGACCAGGGAAACUAUUCUCUGCUAUGAAAAAACUAAAAAUGCAAAAACUCUUGUAUUUUGCUUGGUUACUUAUGGUUAUGCCCUGUCUCGUGCCCAUUGCUUCCGGGAUAGGCUCCGGACCCCCCGUGACCCAGUAGGAUAAGCGGUUUGGAAAAUGGAUGGAUGGAUACUUAUGGUUAUGGUCAGGGCUGAGUGGGGGUUAAGGUUGUCAUAGUUAGCGUUAGCAUUUUUCCCAUAGAAGUGAAUGAGCGGUCCCCAUAAGGAGAGGUAUACCCUACAUACAGUGUGUGCGUCUGCGUCUGUGUGUGUGCGUAUGCCCUUGCAGCGAACUGUCAUGCUGGCCAAAGUGAUCUCCUGCAUUUUGCCCUGUGUUGUCCAGGACCGACUUCAGCCUCUCUACAGUCCUGCAUUGAGCAAGCGGUUAGAAGUUUGGUGGAUGUUAUUGUUGGUCUUACUAUUUAUUUAUUUAUCAUUAUUUUUUUUAAUUCCCAGCUCCCUGUUUGCUCUUAUCUGCCCAGAUGCCUCCAGCAUAGACUGUAGGUCCCCCUGAUGGAUGUCCAGGCUGAUGCAAUCUUUACACACUGCUUUACACGUUCCAUGCAGGUGAACGGGUUGGUAAUUUCUGUAAAAUGGGAGCCUGUUGACACUGUACUGGUGCUAAUACAGAAGGCAGUGCUUCUUCCCUGUACUGCAGAAAGGUGCUAAUUGGUUCCGCCAUAGAGAAAUCUCAAGUAUCACUGAGCUCACUUGGUGUUCUGCAGUCGCGGAACUGCAGAUUAAUCGCAAAGCAGUCAUUCUUGCAACGGGUUAAUAUGGUAGUUAAACCUUAUCAAAUAAGUCCCCAGGAGACACUGCACUUAUUCAGAAAAGCAGAUGCAUUAUAAACUCUGUUUAGGUUUAUUUAGAAAGCACCCGUUCUCAUCGCAACUAAAUGCCUACCAACAAUGAAGUAAAAAACUACUGGUCCUGUAUUGAUUAAAUACUCCACCAUGUGUCAUAUUAUUUUAUGUAUUGUGUAUUUUGAUUAUCACGUUUUACUCUGAUGUGUCAUAAGAUUUUCCAGAGGUUUUUAUAUAUUUGAAUCUGGUUAUUUCCAAAAUGCAGCUGAAAUACAGCGGCUUUUAUAAUUUGGCUCAUGCAUUAAAAUCAGUUUUAAGAAUC